Molecule: messenger RNA, 1375 nt
Organism: Mytilus californianus (California mussel)
Lineage: Eukaryota; Metazoa; Mollusca; Bivalvia; Mytilida; Mytilidae
Product: corrinoid adenosyltransferase MMAB-like
Exons: 10
Coding region: 190-1275 (361 amino acids)
Molecular function (GO): corrinoid adenosyltransferase activity
Source: RefSeq, a predicted model, not a curated record
AACGGUUUUGAUGGCAAUAUUGGGAAUGAACGCAUUUCCUGUCAGAGUCAAAACAGAAUGUCAAAAUUUGUUUCCUCCAUGUUAAGAUUUACUUCUGCUGUUGCAAAAAAUUUUGUGACUCGAUCAUUAUACGAGUACAAUUAAAAAAGUCAUGGUAGACAUAGCGUUACAUCUUACAUCACUACAGUAAUGGAGGAGUCAGAGUAUGAGGAUAUAUUCAACUAUACAAAUUUCCAAGAAUAUCGUAUUGGCUCAAGUGAGAGUCAAAAAAGAAAAAUAAGAAACAGAGUGAAAGAUUUUUGGGUUAAAAAUGGACAACUCUAUUAUAUAAAAGACUCACCUGAUGAAAGACUUGUGAUUACAAAAGACAAAAAGGACAGCAUAAUUAAAUUAUGUCAUGUUGGAACUGGUUGCCAUUUAGGCAGAAACAAGACAAUUAGCAAAAUAACUGACAGCUAUUAUUGGUUAGGUAUUGUUAAAGACGUUACCGAAUUUUUGAAAAAAUGUCCGCAAUGCCAAAAUGAAAACAAAAAGACCACAAAGACUUGUCAGGAAAUAAUACCUGAACCAGUGCCUUGCAAAAGAGAAUGGAAUGAAAUUGGAAUAGAUUUGAUUAGUCCAUUUCUUCAGAGUGACAAAAGACCAUUGUCUUCUGCUGAUUAUAAUUCAUCAGAUGCAAAGAAGAUUAAAAUACCAAAGAUUUAUACAAAAACAGGGGAUAAAGGAACAUCUGCCUUAUACACUGGUGAGAGGAGAUCUAAGGAUGAUAUGAUAUUCAGUGCCUUGGGCACUACAGAUGAAUUGUCUUCAGCUAUAGGGAUUGCAGCAGAAUAUUGUACAGAAACCAAUAUACCAGUCACAGACAGGUUACACGAGGUACAGUGUGCCUUACAAGAUUUAGGGUCCUGUAUAGCUACACCUCAUUCAUCUGCAAGGGAAGCUCAUCUUAGGAAGACCACCUUUAGUGAUAGAUAUGUGGCAGAUUUAGAAAAUUGGAUAGAUGAAUACACUGCAGAGUUACCUCCCCUUACUAACUUUAUCUUGCCAUCCGGAGGAAAAUCAGCCACGCAUAUACACCUAGCAAGAUCUAUCUGUAGACGAGCUGAACGAAGUUUGACACCAUUGAUAAGAGCUGAAGAAAUUGGUCCUGAACCCUUAAAGUAUUUAAACAGGUUAAGUGACUUUUUAUUUACAACAGCCAGAUAUGCUGCCAUGAAGGAAGGAAGAGAAGAAAUUAUUUACAGAAGAAUACAUUCAGAUGAAAAUAAGACAUGAUUAGUUUUAUUGUCAUCAUAUGAUAUCUAUAAUUAUGUAAAUAUGUAAUUGUAUGUGAAUAUAGUAUAUUUAUGGUUUUAUAAAUCAUAUCAUAUUUCUA